AUGGUUGAAUACUUGAUAUCCCUUGGGCAUGAUACCAGCGGCCCUGCCACCACAGGACUGAUAAGUUGGCACUCUGUUACAACAUUAGGCCCAUCAUACAACACCGAUGGUGACACGCCAUUGCACCUGGCAGCGUCCCACUCCCAAACCGAAAUCGUUGAGCUGCUCUGCUCACACUUCCCUUCCACCAUCAAUCAUGCCAAUAACGAAGGAGCCACACCACUUCACCUGGCCAUCCGUGCCCAUCCACCUUCGUCUGCCCUUACUUCAACGCAACCCGUCAAGAUCUCCUCCAAAGCUGCCGAAGAUAGCUCCACCGUCGAAUCCUUGCUUGCACAUAAUGCUGACGUGCACGCUCGAGACAGCAAUGGAAAUGGCUGCCUACAUUAUGCGUCUACCUGGGGCAAUCUCAAGGCUGUACGAGCGUUGAUUCAGGCAGGGGCAGAUCCGCUGCAACGAAACAACCAAGGCUGGACACCACAAUCCUAUAGCAUCACCGUCCAGGCAGAGGUGUACUACAAGAACUUAGUUGCAGAGUGGGAGAAGCGGAGAGCAGAAGAGGUCAUUCGACUGAAGGAGCGCAGAGGCAAAGGGGGCGGAGGCUUAAGACUGGUGAGCGAUGAUGGGGACUACCACCAGCGAAACGUGACAGACGGUGAUGAAGCAAGGGCACGCGCCGAAAGUACAGACAGCAUUGCCUCAAGCGCUACAGGCGAUGAGCUUCACGUCAGCCUACGAAGAAAUGACACGUGGAAAUGA
This is a messenger RNA of Endocarpon pusillum Z07020, 759 nucleotides long. RefSeq lists its product as uncharacterized. NCBI's taxonomy places the organism in Eukaryota, Fungi, Ascomycota, Eurotiomycetes, Verrucariales, Verrucariaceae. Gene Ontology annotation, cellular component: nucleus; cytoplasm. Gene Ontology annotation, molecular function: protein binding. The record is from RefSeq and is a predicted model, not a curated record. Bases 1 to 759 code for a protein of 252 amino acids. The transcript is spliced from 2 exons.